Microplitis mediator is the source of this 2143-nucleotide messenger RNA. RefSeq lists its product as uncharacterized. The coding region runs from base 223 to 690 and encodes 155 amino acids. Lineage: Eukaryota; Metazoa; Arthropoda; Insecta; Hymenoptera; Braconidae. The transcript has 3 exons. The record is from RefSeq and is a predicted model, not a curated record.
UAGUGUCGGAUAACUCCCUUAUGUGCUCUUGCAACUCGGCUACGCAGUUGCGGUAUUCAUUUGAUCUUGAACUACAGUCGCAUCGUGGUCGCAUUCCAUCAGAUUAAGAACUUUUAAUACAGUUUACUAAACUAUUAAUAAUUAAUUAAUUAAUUAUUAAGAUUAUUUGUCUAUCUACUAGUUAUUUUAAAUAAUAACAGUGAUUAAAAACAAUCAAACAAGAUGGCUGCAGAUUUUAAGUAUCAUUUAAUUGAAUGCUUGAAGAAUCAUAAAAUGGCGCGUCAGUAUCAGCAUCACAUGACUGUUUGUGAAAGCAACGCAAGUGUUGAUUUGCAAUUGAAUGAUAGAAAUGAUAGAAAGUGUUUCUCGGCAAUAAUAUCUGACCAAGAUGCAAUGGCUCAACUCGAAGCAGCUCUCGGUGCAUCAAGUAAUGAAGUUAAAAACAACCCAGCAAGACCAGAUGAUCCACAGAAGUUGCAAGAACUUGAACCGAUUCGCAGCCAAAGAAAUGAAUAUCAAGAGCAAGGAAAAAUAUUUACUAAUAGACAUGUCCCGCUGGCCAAGGAGAAGAAUAAAACUAUCGAUAAAGCCGGUUAUGAUUCUGUAAAGGCGAAGCUGGAUGAUCCCGCGUUCCGGACUCUGAACUGCGAAUCAAAAGAAAAAAAUAAUUUUUUUUUUGUUUCUAAGUAGAGUUUACCUACAGUUUCAACCCAUGUAACACAAAUAUUACUACGGGUAUCAGUCGAAGGCAUUAGUCAUCAUACAAAAUGUUCUAACCCCCUAGACUGAUAUACUCAAACCGUAGUAAUAUUUUUGGGUUGGAUUAUAAUAUAGGUCCAGCAAUGUCCUAGAGAUGAAUUGCUGGACACGGAAGUGGGGUCACACCUGCGUAGCCAAACUGUCAAACAGUCCUCAGUAGAGGCGCUGUUUUUUAGUAGACUAAUGUAUUUUUUUUCCUGUUAAGUAACAAUCUUAAAAGGUCAUGUGUCAUUGAAACUUGUAAGGUUUCGGAAGACUUACGUUCAAUCAUAUUUAUUUUAUUUUUCUUUCAUAAAUAAUCGUUAAUUUAUAAAAUUAAUCUGCUCUUUAAUAAAUUAUUAACCUUUAUUUAAAUUACUAAUUAAAAAAGCAAUUAAAUUUUUAAAAAUAUCUCUUUUAAAAAUAUAUCAAAAAACAAUUACGCUUAAAUUAUUAGUAUGAAAUAUUACUAUUACCAGGUUAUUGUCCCUAGAUUUGUUGCAAAUCGUUCGCAACCAUGUGAAUAUAAGGACAUGAAUUUACUGCCGUAGUAUAGAAAUGUAUUACUCAGUUACCUUGAUUUAACUCUUUACAAAUUUUUUUUUUAUAUUCUGUAAAUUAUCAAUUUUUAUAUAAAUUGUUUGGAGUACAAAAGUAUGAGUUAAAAAAUAUUUAAAAUAAAAUGAACUGGAAAAUUUAAUUAAAAUUGCAAAUUAAAUUUUUGAAUUAAAAGUAAAACUACAAGGAACAAUAAUUAAUUUCAAUAAAAAAAACGUAAAAACAAAUUUUAAAAAAAUUAUAUCUACAAUUAAAUAAAAUUGAUAAUUAAUAAACAAUAAAAAAAUAUAAUUUUAAAUAAUGAUACUGUAGGUGUGCAAGUACGUAGAUAUUUUAUAAUACACUUGUCAACUUGAUAUUCAUAUCUGCAUACCUUUCCCAUCCCUCGAGGCUACCUUGAACGAAUAGAAGAGAAUUACGCAAUUGCAAUACACACGGUUCGCUGUCUUAAGAUCGUACCGUGUGGUACGAUAUAAGUUAUAUAUGUCAGUAUAUAUGUACUUACACAUAAAAUUUUAUAUAUAUAUAUAUUUAUGCAUAUUCACGAUAGUGAAACGCUUACGUUAUAUUAUACAUGUGAACAUAUGUUCUAAAUCUCAAAAUGCUUUCAAAACCAAAUAAUAUUUGGUACAGCGCAAUAACCACGUAAUAUUUAAAUUUAUUUCUUAAGGACAAACUUUUAUUUAAAUAUAAACUAGGCGUUACAAAAUUUUAACUAAUUUAUGUAGCCCUAAAUUUAUCAUUAUUAUUAUUAUUUUUUUUUUUUUUUGGUGAAUUUUAAGAAGAGUUAAAUUUAUGUAGUGGCUGAAAACUGAUCUUUAUAAUUGAAACAUGAUAAAAAUUCUUU